AUGCCCGACAAGAGAGCCCGCAAGAGGGGCGAUGAUACCCCGGAGAAGGCGUCUCGUGGUGCCAGGGAGGCGCCACGCCUGUCCGCAGGCGCCCUCGCUCGGCACAACGGCGAGAAUGAGGAGUCUGCUGCUGCAGGCUCGACUGCUCGUGGGGCCUCCGCCCGUGACAAGGCUUCAGGCCCAUGUUGCUUUCAUUGUGGCGCUACACCCUCGGCGACGUCGAAGUUUCCAGUUGGGGUGACCGACGCUUGCGCGUUCCACUGGGAGCUCUACCUUUCUGGCUUCACGACCUACGGCAGUUGGCGGGAGUUUAAUGCGAAGAAGGACAAGGACACUGCGAUCCAAGAGGCGUGGACCAGCGCAGAGGAGACCAAGACAAGCGGCGAGAAACAUUGGCUGCCCACGCAGGUCCAGCAAAGCAAGAUCUACAAGUGCACAGUGACGAAGAGCAUGGCAGGCCCGAGUCGGGCUCAGCUGAAGGAUCUACUGUCUGUCUCGCCAGAGCGCAUAGGCGUCAAGAUGCAGGAUCUCGUGGACGUCAACAACGCCCAGUACAAAGGGUUGCUGAUCCCGAACCCAGCGAGGCCGUUCACGGAGUUCAACUUCACCAAGACAAUCGGCGUCGAGAGGGCUACAGUCGCAAUGGGCAGCGCCGGCCAGGUGCACGAGCACCAUGCGGACGUCGUCUUCGAUUUCGCCAAGGCCGAGAUGCAGAAGGAAAAGGAUGUCAAGGAUGCUGCAGUCAAGAUGAGGACAACGCCAUGGGACCUCACAGACCUGGCCAAGAAGUCCAGCGAGUAUCGCGGGGUCGACGUGCACCCCAUGAACUGCAGCCCCAUGCCAGCGAUGCUCAGGGGCCACCUCGGCAACGUGGACGAGGAUGCCGCCCGCACCUUUGGCCCACCAGCUCGCCACGAGCCGCCUGAGGACGUUGCCAAUCUUGCCGACGUGGCCGACCACGAGGCCGGUGAGGGGGAGCUCGACGAGGGCGCGGCUGCAGAUGCGGAGGAGGCAGGCGGCAUCGGCAAGGGCAGCGGGGGCAAGCGGGUGCCCAUGGAGGACGGCUUGCCGAUCACAGAUGCAGCUCGAGACGACCUCGUGCAGCGGAGGAUCAACGCCUACGACAUCGAUAAGAUCAUGAGGAACGAGAACAUGGGCCGUGAGAGGCGUUGGUGCAGCGACUCCCGCGAUCUCUUCUUGCGCGAGGGCGACGUCAGGGCCAAUGCCCUGUCCAAGCACCUGGACCUCGCGAAGCACGCCGAGAACCUGGUCAGCAGCUCCACUUCAGAGAUGGGCGCUGGCAUGCUCGAGACCGCUGUGAAGGAGCUUCAAGACGGUGGGGUGUUCAUCCCAAACAAUAUGAAGUUCCAGCUUUGGCGCAGGUAUUGCGACGACAAAUUGGGGGACGCCCUGAAGUCCCACGACGCAAACACGUUCAUCCAGGCCAUCGUGCCGUGGAGCGGGUCCGAGAAGACGCUCGAUGGGAACAAGCCGCGCAUCGGCCUCCUAGACUGCUCGAACUAG
Prorocentrum cordatum is the source of this 1524-nucleotide messenger RNA. The record is from the annotation of a GenBank genome assembly. Lineage: Eukaryota; Dinophyceae; Prorocentrales; Prorocentraceae.